UCUCGAGAUAUACUGACCGACCGAAUCGUCAGUUGCGUCCUUCAGCUCACCCACCGAUUCGCCCUCGUGAUCCUCCAAGAUGGUGCGCGAGAGGGACUCGGACGUCCCUCAACCCGGACCUGCGACCUUAAGCGCGAAUUCUGGUCCGGAUGAAUGGCUCGAACAGGCCAAGCUAUGUCGAUACCUACCGGAGGCUGACAUGAAGCGCCUCUGCGAGAUCGUGAAGGAGUGCCUGAUGGAGGAGUCGAAUAUACAGCCUGUGCAAUCUCCCGUCACGGUAUGCGGAGACAUUCACGGCCAGUUCUACGAUCUGCUGGAGCUAUUCCAUGUGGCUGGUGGCAUGCCUGGUGAAGUCGACCAAAGAGCAGCUGAGGCGGCGGCAGCGGCCGGCUUCAACGCAGCGGAUCUGGAACCUCCCACACAAAUCUCCGACCCGAAGGUGCGCAAGAAGAUGAAGCGAAGGUUUCAACAGGACAGCGCGUACACAUCUGCAGCAUCAAAUGAUGGGUCUGAGCAGGGUGGAGAAGACGAUGAGGAACAGCGAGGAAGAGUGCGGAGCCGGAGCAUGAAUGGAGAGGAGGAUGAUGAGGAUGACGACGACGGCAGUGAGGAUAGUGGUGUUGGCGUCAGAAGUGCCAACGCAAGUCGGAGUAAGAGCAAGAGCAAUAAAGUAGACCUGGCGACUGGACACCAGAACUUCGUCUUCUUGGGCGACUUUGUCGACAGAGGAUACUUCUCGCUCGAGACGUUCACGCUCUUGAUGUGUUUGAAGGCGAAAUAUCCCGACAAGGUCACUCUUGUUCGCGGGAACCACGAGUCUCGCCAAAUCACACAGGUCUACGGAUUCUACGAGGAGUGUCAGCAGAAAUACGGCAACGCCAGUGUUUGGAAGUCUUGCUGUCAGGUCUUUGACUUUCUCGCCCUUGCCGCCAUCAUCGACGGCAAAGUCCUCUGCGUUCACGGCGGCCUCUCUCCGGAAAUCCGAACUCUUGAUCAAAUAAGAGUUGUUGCAAGAGCACAGGAAAUCCCACACGAAGGAGCGUUCUGCGACUUGGUAUGGAGUGAUCCGGAAGAUGUCGAAACAUGGGCCGUCUCGCCUCGAGGUGCAGGCUGGCUAUUCGGAGACAAAGUGUCCAGCGAGUUCAACCACGUCAACAACCUACAGCUCAUCGCCCGCGCUCAUCAGCUAGUCAACGAAGGCUACAAAUACCAUUUCGCCACGCAAGACGUCGUGACCGUCUGGUCGGCGCCGAAUUACUGCUACCGCUGCGGCAACGUCGCCAGCAUCAUGACCCUCGGCGAUGAUCUGGAGCCCGACUUCAAGAUCUUCUCCGCCGUUCCCGACCAUAGGAGAGCGGUGCCGGCGGGACGUCAAGGGAGAGGAGAGUACUUUUUGUGA
Molecule: messenger RNA, 1399 nt
Organism: Zymoseptoria tritici IPO323
Lineage: Eukaryota; Fungi; Ascomycota; Dothideomycetes; Mycosphaerellales; Mycosphaerellaceae
Exons: 4
Coding region: 80-1399 (439 amino acids)
Biological process (GO): peptidyl-serine dephosphorylation; G1/S transition of mitotic cell cycle
Cellular component (GO): cytoplasm
Molecular function (GO): protein serine/threonine phosphatase activity
Source: RefSeq, a predicted model, not a curated record